This is a messenger RNA of Sciurus carolinensis (gray squirrel), 566 nucleotides long. RefSeq names its product 40S ribosomal protein S10-like. Gene Ontology annotation, molecular function: structural constituent of ribosome; RNA binding. Gene Ontology annotation, cellular component: cytosolic small ribosomal subunit. The record is from RefSeq and is a predicted model, not a curated record. Lineage: Eukaryota; Metazoa; Chordata; Mammalia; Rodentia; Sciuridae. Bases 1 to 498 code for a protein of 165 amino acids. The transcript has a single exon.
AUGUUGAUGCCCAAGAAGAAUCGGAUCGCCAUUUAUGAACUCCUUUUUAAGGAGGGAGUAAUGGUAGCCAAGAAGGAUGUGCACGUGCCCCAGCACCCAGAGCUGGCAGAUAAGAAUGUACCCAACCUUCAGGUCAUGAAGGCCAUGCAGUCUCUCAGGUCUCGAGGCUAUGUGAAGGGACAGUUUGCAUGGAGACAUUUCUACUGGUACCUGACCAACGAGGGCAUCCAGUAUCUCCGAGAUUACCUCCACCUGCCACCUGAGAUUGUGCCUGCCACUCUACACCGUAGCCAACCAGAAACUGGCAGGCCUCGGCCCAAAGGUCUGGAGGACGAGCGACCUGCAAGGCUCACAAGAGCGGAAGCUGACAGAGACACCCAGAGACGGAGUGCUGUGCCCCCUGGAGCUGACAAGAAAGCCGAGGCUGGGGCUGGGUCAGCAACCGAAUUCCUGUUUAGAGGAGGAUUUGGUCGUGGACGUGGUCAGCCACCUCAGUGAAGUUGGACAGGAUUAUUUUGUUUUGAAUAAACUUGUAGCCAGAAAAAAAAAAAAAAAAAAAAAAAAAA